UGAAGGCUUUCAGCUCCCAGAUGGAGGAGACAUGGAACAGGAACAUUGAGGAACUUGAGAACAGGCUGUUGCGUGAAAACGCUGCUGGGAUUAAGAAGCAGCUGCCAGUCCCUUUCACGUGCCUGUCCUGUGACCGCAUGCUCACCGUGCAGGUCCCUGGCCAGUACCCCGAGACACUCCCGUAUUUGCCGCCACUGCCCCCCAGCAAGGAGCCACCGCACAGCCAAAGGAGGCCGGUGGCCCAUGGCAGGUUCCCCCGUGUGCCACAGAGCUCUGGGGACCAUCAGAGCAGCAGCUCCAUGGUGCAGAACAUCAGGGCUUCCCUACAGAGAAGCAGUCAGCAACAGGCCUUCUUGACAGUCCAGAAAAAGCCCAAUGUGACCCAGCUGCUGGACAGUGAUGGACACAUCUCAAGGGGCCGUAAUGACCAGCAUCCUACAGCGAUCAGGACACAGGAUGCAUCAGGCCCUGCCGCCUCACGAGGGCCCCGGCCAAGCACAGCCCCCCGACACAUCUCAAGUGCACCAGGGCUCGUCCAGCCUCUCCAGCCCCUCCGGACAUCCACAGCCCCCAGCCAGCUGGAAAGGACUCAGCGCCCAGUGCUCGAUCUGGGACAUCUCGUCAGAAGCGAGAAACGCCUGUGACACUGCUGUGUGGAAACAUGAUGUUUUAGUUGUAUUUAGUUGUAGUAUUUAGUUGUAUUUAGUUGUAUUGUAAGUUAAUAAAACC
Messenger RNA from Taeniopygia guttata (zebra finch), 729 nucleotides. Lineage: Eukaryota; Metazoa; Chordata; Aves; Passeriformes; Estrildidae. The record is from RefSeq and is a predicted model, not a curated record.